AGGUAUUUCGUUUUUAUUUUUGAUAAUGCCCCAAGUGGAUAGGGUGAGUCCAAUUUUUUGGAUAUAUGAAAUUCUUAAUUCAAAACAAUUACUAAAUAUCUAAUCCGAAAAAUGUCUUCCCUCUUCGCCGCUACUUCGGCUUCGUUCAUCUCUCACUCUCAGCCACUGAACAAGCUCCACAACCACCUCUUCGCCUCCUCUUCUCCUCCGCCGCCGCCGAAUCCGGAGUCUCCUCCGCCGUCGAAUCCGUUGAGCUCCGCCGCGACGGAGCAGCAAUCUCCGGCGCCGAUAAGAUCGCAGCAGCAGAAGAGGAAGACGAGCGUUGAGACGACGGAUUGGGUGGCUUCGUCGCUGACGCGGCGGUUCGGAAUCGGAGCAGGACUUGCUUGGGCGGCGUUUCUCGCCGUCGGAGUCGUCUCCGAGCAGAUCAAGACAAGGCUUGAGGUCUCCAAGGAAAAAGCUAACACAAGAGAUGUAGACAAGCAGGAAGAGAUCGUGUUGCCGAAUGGUGUAAGGUAUUACGAUCUAAGAGUUGGAGGAGGAGCCAAUCCACGGCCGGGAGACUUAGUGGUGAUUGAUCUGAAGGGACAGGUCCAAGGUACAGGAGAGGUUUUCCUGGACACGUUCGAGAGCAAAGACAAGAAGCCUCUUGUCCUAGUGAUGGGUUCGAGGCCAUAUACUAAAGGAAUGUGCCAAGGCUUAGAAUACGUACUGAGAUCGAUGAAAGCAGGAGGUAAACGCCGAGUUAUCGUUCCACCAUCGCUAGGGUUUGGAGAAAACGGGUCGGAUUUGGGACCGGGACUGCAAAUUCCGCCAUCUGCGACAUUAGAGUAUGUAGUUGAGGUUGAUAAAGUCUCCAUUGCUCCUGCUUGAGUUAUUUCGCUGUGAAGUCCGAACAGAAUUCAAUAUAAAAAUAUCAAUAUAUGCAUGGUAUGUUUGCGUA
Messenger RNA from Tarenaya hassleriana, 943 nucleotides. RefSeq names its product peptidyl-prolyl cis-trans isomerase FKBP17-2, chloroplastic-like. Gene Ontology annotation, cellular component: chloroplast. The transcript has 3 exons. The record is from RefSeq and is a predicted model, not a curated record. Bases 112 to 873 code for a protein of 253 amino acids. Gene Ontology annotation, molecular function: peptidyl-prolyl cis-trans isomerase activity. NCBI's taxonomy places the organism in Eukaryota, Viridiplantae, Streptophyta, Magnoliopsida, Brassicales, Cleomaceae.